This is a messenger RNA of Nipponia nippon (crested ibis), 2345 nucleotides long. NCBI's taxonomy places the organism in Eukaryota, Metazoa, Chordata, Aves, Pelecaniformes, Threskiornithidae. The record is from RefSeq and is a predicted model, not a curated record.
AUGAAUAAACCAUUCAAUGUCACAAAAUACUUGAGGAGCGAGACCACCUUUCUGGAAGAGUUGGUGUUUGGAAGUGGAGAUACCAUUGAACUUUCCUGUAACACCCAAGGCUCUUCUGUGUCUGUUUUCUGGUUUAAAGAUGGUAUCGGGAUUGCACCUACCAACAGAACUCAUAUUGGACAAAAACUGUUGAAGAUAAUCAAUGUGUCAUAUGAUGACUCAGGGCUGUACAGUUGCAAGCCAAGACAUUCCAACGAGGUCCUGGGAAACUUUACAGUCAGAGUUACAGAUUCCCCUUCGUCGGGUGAUGAUGAAGAUGACGAUGAUGAGUCAGAAGAUACAGGUGGCCCCUUCUGGACCCGGCCAGAUAAGAUGGAGAAGAAACUGCUGGCAGUUCCCGCCGCCAACACCGUUCGCUUCCGAUGUCCGGCGGGUGGAAACCCCACUCCGUCCAUCUACUGGCUGAAAAACGGCAAGGAGUUCAAGGGAGAGCAUAGGAUUGGGGGCAUCAAGUUGCGACACCAGCAGUGGAGCUUGGUGAUGGAGAGUGUUGUGCCGUCAGACCGAGGAAAUUACACCUGUGUUGUGGAGAACAAAUACGGCAAUAUUAGGCACACGUACCAGCUUGAUGUAUUAGAAAGGUCACCCCACCGACCAAUCCUACAAGCAGGGCUCCCUGCCAACCAGACUGUGGUGGUAGGGAGCAAUGUGGAGUUUCACUGCAAGGUCUACAGUGAUGCCCAGCCUCACAUCCAGUGGCUGAAACACGUGGAAGUCAACGGCAGCAAAUAUGGACCUGAUGGGACGCCCUAUGUCACGGUGCUGAAGACGGCAGGUGUUAACACAACGGAUAAGGAGCUAGAGAUUCUGUACUUGCGAAAUGUUACUUUUGAGGAUGCUGGGGAAUAUACUUGUCUCGCAGGGAAUUCUAUUGGGUUCUCACAUCACUCUGCUUGGCUGACGGUGCUACCAGCAGAGGAGCUCAUGGAAAUGGAUGAUUCGGGGUCAGUGUACGCUGGCAUUCUCAGUUACGGCACUGGCUUUGUUCUCUUCAUCCUCGUGCUGGUCAUUGUGAUUAUCUGCAGGAUGAAAAUGCCAAACAAAAAAGCCAUGAACACCCCCACUGUACAGAAAGUCUCCAAAUUUCCACUCAAGAGACAGCAGGUGUCGUUGGAGUCCAACUCUUCCAUGAAUUCCAACACGCCCCUGGUCCGGAUCACGCGUCUCUCCUCCAGCGACGGGCCGAUGCUGGCCAACGUCUCUGAGCUGGAACUGCCUCCUGAUCCCAAGUGGGAAUUGGCACGCUCUCGCCUGACCUUGGGAAAGCCACUUGGCGAGGGGUGUUUUGGCCAAGUGGUGAUGGCAGAAGCAAUUGGGAUUGAUAAGGACAAGCCAAACAAGGCCAUCACGGUUGCUGUCAAGAUGUUAAAAGAUGAUGCCACAGACAAGGACCUUUCCGAUCUGGUCUCUGAGAUGGAAAUGAUGAAAAUGAUUGGGAAGCACAAAAACAUUAUUAAUCUCCUCGGUGCCUGCACGCAGGACGGACCGCUCUACGUGUUGGUGGAAUAUGCGUCGAAGGGGAACUUGCGGGAAUACCUCAGGGCACGUCGCCCACCUGGCAUGGACUAUUCCUUCGACACCUGCAAGCUGCCGGAGGAGCAGUUGACAUUUAAAGACCUGGUUUCCUGCGCUUACCAGGUGGCCCGUGGCAUGGAGUACUUGGCAUCUCAGAAAUGCAUUCAUCGCGACUUGGCAGCCAGGAACGUGUUAGUCACUGAAGACAAUGUGAUGAAAAUAGCUGAUUUUGGCCUCGCUAGAGACGUUCACAACAUCGACUAUUACAAGAAAACCACCAACGGUCGGCUGCCUGUGAAAUGGAUGGCUCCAGAAGCCUUGUUUGACCGGGUCUAUACUCACCAGAGUGAUGUCUGGUCUUUUGGAGUGCUACUAUGGGAGAUCUUCACUUUGGGAGGGUCUCCGUACCCGGGAAUUCCUGUUGAGGAACUCUUCAAACUCUUGAAGGAAGGCCAUCGGAUGGACAAACCUGCAAACUGCACCCAUGAUUUGUACAUGAUCAUGCGGGAGUGCUGGCACGCCGUCCCCUCGCAGCGGCCCACCUUCAAGCAGCUGGUGGAAGACCUGGACAGGGUCCUCACCGUGACGUCCACCGAUGAGUACCUGGACCUCUCGGUACCCUUCGAGCAGUACUCGCCGGCUGGCCAGGACACCCACAGCACCUGCUCCUCGGGGGAUGACUCAGUCUUUGCACAUGACCUGAUGCCCGAUGAGCCCUGCUUGCCCAAGCACCCCUCCUGCAACGGUGUCAUCCGGACGUGAGGACACCC